GGUUAAAAACAACAAACAUCAAGAUGUCAGAUAAAAAGAUGUCAUCGAGUCGGAAGCACCACCUGAAGAGUUUGAUGCUGUCCAUAGCCAAAGGUUUACUGGAGGAGGAGGAGCAGGAGCGAGAGGAGGAGAGGAGGAGGUACAUCGAUGAGAACUGUCCUCCUCUGUCCAUGCCCAGAACCAUGCAGGAGCUGCAGGAGCUCUGCAGACAAAUCCACCACAAGAUCGAUGUGAUUGAUGAGGAGCGAUAUGACCUGGAAAUGAAAGUCAACAAAUCCAACAAGGAGAUAGAUGACCUAAAGAUCAAAGUUCAGGACGUUAUGGGCAAGUUCAAGAAGCCUGUGCUGAGGAAAGUACGCAUGUCUGCAGACGCCAUGCUCAAAGCUCUGCUGGGCUCCAAACAUACAGUCAAUCUGGACCUGAGGGCCAACUUAAAGCAGGUCAAGAAGGAGGUCAAAGAGGAGGAGAAGGAACUUCGUGAUGUUGGUGACUGGCGGAAAAACAUUGAGGACAAAUCAGGAAUGGACGGGAGGAAGAAGAUGUUUGAGGCCGAGGCCUAAAAAGAGUGGCUGCAGUGUUUCAGCUUCUUCCUUUUAUUCAGCAAAACUGCUUCGUCUUUCAAAGUGCGUAAAUUCUGCACUACCCUGUAACUUGUAGAAGUCCAAUAAAAUAUUGCAAUAUUUUUGAAUUUACAAAA
This is a messenger RNA of Austrofundulus limnaeus, 697 nucleotides long. RefSeq names its product troponin I, fast skeletal muscle. Gene Ontology annotation, biological process: skeletal muscle contraction; cardiac muscle contraction. The transcript has 6 exons. The record is from RefSeq and is a predicted model, not a curated record. Lineage: Eukaryota; Metazoa; Chordata; Actinopteri; Cyprinodontiformes; Rivulidae. Bases 24 to 560 code for a protein of 178 amino acids. Gene Ontology annotation, cellular component: troponin complex.